Messenger RNA from Nymphaea colorata (pocket water lily), 611 nucleotides. RefSeq lists its product as uncharacterized. NCBI's taxonomy places the organism in Eukaryota, Viridiplantae, Streptophyta, Magnoliopsida, Nymphaeales, Nymphaeaceae. The record is from RefSeq and is a predicted model, not a curated record. The transcript is spliced from 3 exons. The coding region runs from base 125 to 442 and encodes 105 amino acids.
AAGCUCACAGACUUCUCUUUGAUUCUGAGGGCGAACAACUGCUGUCUUACUGAAAGUUAUAUAAAGGGUGAGACAGAUCCAAGAGCAGGAUAUUAAACUCGAGAAAAAGAGAGAGAGAGCGACUAUGGCGCCUAAACGGGAAGCAAGGGCAAGUGUAGCGAAUUCAAAUAUGAGAGAAGGGAAAGCAAUAUGUAAUCACUUUCGGCAACGGAAAUUCUGGAGGAGAAACGUUGACACACAAUUUCAAACACCACUCAUCUCUGGGGUAACAGAAGAAGAAGAACACAUCAUAAAGGUGUCAGACAACGAUCAGCUGGAGUUGUGCAUCGCUGCCCGGCGUGAUGAUCCGAAACUGGUGUUUUGCCUGCGGAUUCCUGCAAACCUGGAAGAUCUUAAACAAAGGGCCGAAGCAGCAGGUUUUAAAGUAGAGGUGGAGCCUUAGAAGAAGCAUGACAGGCGCUUUCUUCAUUUUCUUAAGUUCAGUUUAGGGUUCUGUAAUAAUGAAGAUCAGACUAUCUUUGCACUCUUUAUGCAUGCAUGUGUGAUUUUACAAUCAGAUGUGCAUUUCUGUUUACUUUAUACGUUUUUCCAGGUACUGUGCUGUAGUAGUU